Aplosporella prunicola CBS 121167 is the source of this 1092-nucleotide messenger RNA. RefSeq lists its product as uncharacterized. The coding region runs from base 121 to 843 and encodes 240 amino acids. The transcript has a single exon. The record is from RefSeq and is a predicted model, not a curated record. NCBI's taxonomy places the organism in Eukaryota, Fungi, Ascomycota, Dothideomycetes, Botryosphaeriales, Aplosporellaceae.
UGGGGUUGCUAAUUCCCCAGCGCUUGCCGGUCCCUUGGACGCCUGAGAAUGGGUAGAGCGAGUUGACCCACGGCGUCGGCGCUCGGCACGUUCGUAAUUUGAGGAGACCUGACUGUCGGAAUGCUUGGAUCGGUCCUUUGGGCGCCUGCGCUUAGUUAUGUUGGACCUUUCAUAAGACUUUUGCGUGACGGUAGAGUUGCUUCCGCUGGACGUUCCGGACGAGUGCGUAAGACUGGAGAAGACGGAGAGCAAGGAGGGACUAGACAGAUUCGACAAGGCAUCCGCCCUUCGAAGCAAGGAACUAUGCUUUUGUCUUACACUUCGUCGAGCAGAGCUCACACCAAGCUCGAGGCCAGACCCGCUGCGUCGAGCAUGAGAGCUGCCGCGGUCUCGAGGUGGGGUGCUUUUGAAGGAAGUGUGGUCGGCGGCGUCCCCUCCUUCCGAUAUCCUCGACAGCUCCGGGUAGUAGCCAGUCGAGCUUCGAUUGGAGGCGGCAGUGGAGCUGCGCGAGCUUCUGGACGAGCUGGCGGAGGUUGUUGUCGCCUUUCGAGCGCUCCGUUUCCUGACUCGCGUUGGGCGUGCGUCUUCAACGUCUUCCCACGUCGGCGACUCUGGCUGCCGAUCGUCAUUCGCAUCGUACGGAGAUUUCAACCUCACAGUCGAGUGCUUGCGCAGCCGGCGCGAGGAGAGCCUCUCGUCCGCGCUGCCCCGCGGCCUCGCAUCGCUUUCAGCGUCGAGAUCGGGACACUGGGGACGGCAGCGCGGCGUGGCGGCUGCUACUGGAGACCCGCGCCCUUCAGCCUGUGCAUGCCAGAUGAAUACAGGUCAGCAACCAUGCUCUAACUGGUCCACGUAGGUGACAGCGUUGGCGAAGCAUACCAUGGAUAUCAGAGGGACAGAUAAGCCUUCACCUCUCUUGACGCCUGAAGCGCAGUCUGAAGUCGACCUCUCCGCGAGAACAGCUGGGCCUGCAGCUAGCCGGAACCGAGCUAAGACAUGCGGGCACGAUGAAAGACGACGGGAGGCCGAUCUGGGGGAAAAGGCGCGAACUACUGUCCGAUACAGGGCUUUUUCGUGUCACAAAAGGCGUGC